AUUGAAGAAGAAGAGGCAGAACAGAAGUUGACUUUUGGACUGAAUUUAGUCAGAGCAACACAGAUAGCUGAUGCAUUCAGAUGGAGCUGCCAACUCGACCAACACUUUUUGAUUUCCAUGGCGUCUCCAUGGUCAAAUAUUUCACUGACAACUGGGAAAACAUCCAGAACUUUGAGGCCAGACCAGAUGAUAUCCUUAUAAACAGUUACCCUAAAGCAGGAACCACAUGGGUUUGCUACAUGCUGGAUCUCCUGUACUUCAGCAACAUGUGUCCAGAACGUCAGACUUUUGUUCCUCUGCAUGAGAGAGUGCCCUUCUUGGAGAUCAGUUCACCGCCUCGACCCAAAGCUAAUGAAAACCCAAUACACAGUGUAAAAGAAAAUUGGAACACUGUGAAAAAAGGUACAGACCUGAUAGAUCAACUCUCCACUUCUCCUCGUCUCAUUAAAUCUCAUCUACCAGUCCAGUUUGUACCAAAGUCCUUCUGGGAGCAACGCUGUAGAUUUGUCUAUGUGGCUCGUAAUCCAAAAGACAGCGUUGUGUCUUACUACCACUUUGGCCGCAUGAAUGGUAUUCAUCCUGAAGUGGGAGACUGGAGCACCUUCCUGCAGGACUUUAUGGAGGGAAAGAUGGUGUUUGGAUCAUGGUACGAACAUGUAAACAGCUGGUGGGAGAAGAAACAGACUUAUUCAAAUCUUCACUACAUGUUUUAUGAAGAUUUGUCUGAGAACUUUGGACGAGAAACAGACAGACUUUGCUCCUUCCUCGGCUUAUCUCCAUCAGCUGAAGAAAAGGAAAAAGUCAGAGCUGCAGUCAUGUUUGACAACAUGAAACAGGACAAAAUGGCAAACUCCUCCACUAUCCAAAUAAUGAACCAUGAGGUGUCUCCUUUUAUGAGAAAAGGAAAAGUGGCAGACUGGAAGAACCAUUUCACCGUGUCCCAGAACGAACACUUUGAUAAAGACUACAAGCAGAAAAUGAAGAAUCCUGAGCUGCGCUUUCGUACAGAAAUUUAGUUUGAAUUGCAAAUAAUGGAGUCCAGAACCGACAUUGAAAUUGUCAGUUAGAAAGUUGAUAGAAAGUAUUGAUUCAUAGCUCAAUAUUUUUCAUUUUAUUCUUAAUCGGACCAAAAGGAUUGCUCAGUGUAUAAAUAUUGUAUAUUUCACAUCAACUUAUGAACACAGUGGUGGAGGGUUAAUGAUGUGGACUUGUUUUUAGUCAGAGGUGUUGACUUGUAAAACUGGUUACUAAAGUUUUUAUUUUACAAAUUUUAAAUCACUAAAAGUUGAUUUUUAUUUUUGGUAAAAGAAAACAAAAUAAGUAAAAGAAUGGAGUGACUUUCAUCGGUCUUUGAUCUUCUUUUUCUCAAAUGUGUGAAAACUCUCUGGCAAUGUUCUUUUUACAGCUUAUUUGGGGCAAACAAGCCAAAAUUAAAAGACAACUCCUUGGAAACUAUAAUAAAAUAAAAACACCUGCAGCAAGCGACUUGGGGUUGAGAGGACUUCCUGAUGUAAAGAGAAGUCCUGUUCCUGUAAUGUGAGGCUGCUUGACUCGGUAAUAUUAUUUACAUUUCUUCCCCUCUGAAUGUUAGUUCAGUAACUAUUUAGCUGUGACUGAGUUGUCAAAUAAACAAAUGGGUUCA
Molecule: messenger RNA, 1642 nt
Organism: Austrofundulus limnaeus
Lineage: Eukaryota; Metazoa; Chordata; Actinopteri; Cyprinodontiformes; Rivulidae
Product: cytosolic sulfotransferase 3
Exons: 9
Coding region: 81-1016 (311 amino acids)
Molecular function (GO): sulfotransferase activity
Source: RefSeq, a predicted model, not a curated record